Messenger RNA from Nanorana parkeri, 937 nucleotides. RefSeq names its product KISS1 receptor (gene KISS1R). Bases 1 to 888 code for a protein of 295 amino acids. Lineage: Eukaryota; Metazoa; Chordata; Amphibia; Anura; Dicroglossidae. Gene Ontology annotation, cellular component: membrane. The transcript has 5 exons. The record is from RefSeq and is a predicted model, not a curated record. Gene Ontology annotation, biological process: neuropeptide signaling pathway. Gene Ontology annotation, molecular function: G protein-coupled peptide receptor activity.
AUGGUCGGUCAGACUUGUCUUGUCUCCACAGCUAACUUGGCCACCACAGAUAUAAUAUUUCUUGUGUGCUGUGUACCCAUCACUGCUGCCUUGUACCCCCUUCCUGGAUGGAUAUUUGGUGAAUUCAUGUGCAAAUUUGUAAACUAUAUCCAGCAGGUGUCUGUGCAAGCUACCUGUGUGACCUUGACUGCUAUGAGUGUGGAUCGUUGGUAUGUGACAGUUUAUCCCUUGCGAUCGUUGCGUCAGAGGACUCCCCGUGUGGCUGCAACUGUCAGCCUCGGAAUCUGGAUUGGCUCUUUUAUUGUAUCUAUCCCAGUCCCUAUUUAUAACCAGCUCAUAGAAGGCUAUUGGUUUGGACCGCAAAUGUACUGCAUUGAAUUGUUUCCAUCAGUUUAUCACGAGAAAGCGUUUAUCCUUUACAACUUUCUUGCGGUAUAUAUGCUCCCAUUGCUCACUAUAUGCAUCUGUUACUCUGCCAUGGUCUAUCAGAUGGGAAGGCCUUCUGUAGAGCCUGUUGACAACAGUUACCAGGUGCAGUUACUGGCUGAGCGCUCUGAGCAAAUGCGGACCAAGGUUUCACGCAUGGUGGCUGUUAUUGUACUUCUCUUCACUUUCUGUUGGGGUCCUAUUCAGCUCUACAUUCUUCUUCAGGCAUUUAGUCCCACUUUCAAACGUGAUUAUUACACUUAUAAGGUGAAGAUAUGGGCCCACUGCAUGUCCUACACCAAUUCCUCAAUCAACCCCAUCGUCUACGCAUUCAUGGGUGCCAACUUUCGCAAAGCCUUUAAUAAAGUUUUUCCUUUCCUCUUUAAGCAGCGAGUGGGCAGUGUUGGGGUAGCUGCUCCUAAUGCCAACACUGAGAUGCACUUUGUUUCCUCAGGAACAUAGAAGCCUAAAAAUUAGUUUAAAUAAGAAGUUCAGGAUACAGAAAGAGAAA